Messenger RNA from Parnassius apollo (apollo), 246 nucleotides. NCBI's taxonomy places the organism in Eukaryota, Metazoa, Arthropoda, Insecta, Lepidoptera, Papilionidae. The record is from the annotation of a GenBank genome assembly.
AUGGUAACUUUUGGUCCCGAUGAAGUAGAGUUAGUAGAUAAGUCGCCGUGUGCUGGUAUUAGAGCUGAUCUUAAGAUGUGUCUUUUGAGCAGCAGUUGCUGUAAAAAGGAAAAAAAGACUCCAAGGGAAUGUUUGAAAGAUGGUUUAGUCCCUGAUGAAUGCCUUCAAUUACGACAGAGUUUUUUUGAGUGUAAGAGAUCAUUGCUUGACAACAGACGAAGGUUUCGCGGACAUAAAGGAUAUUAA